AUGGUGAGACAUCAGAAAAUCGUCUGCUCGACCUGUAGGCGUCGGAAAAGCAAAUGCGAUGGGGCUUCGCCAAGCUGCUCCGCUUGUGUCGCCAGUGCUUCGCCUUGCCACUAUGAUAAAUCACCCUCGCUCGCCUACGUGCGUUCGUUACAGUCACGCAUCCGUGAGCUGGAGCGCAAGGCUACCACUCAGGCAACCUCUCCUCCAUCCAGCCCGUCCUUUGCCAGUUCGACUUUCAGCAAACAGGGCGGCGACUCUAUAAGUCUGGAUGCGCUAGGAGAUGUUGGCUACCACAACCAAACAUCUGCUAUACAUGAAGAUCUACCACAAAAGGAUGCUCAACCAUUGCAUAUUGCAUCCCUCUUGCCAUCAUCGACAGACAAAUGCCGGGCAGCAGAUAUUAGACAGGGACUGGUGGCCAACGCUGCCACCCAGAAAGACCUCGAAAUCAUCAACUUAGAUGCAUCCCAGUCACUGGCAAAUCUAUCGAAUGAUCUUGCUAGUACCUUGCUGCAGCUACACUGGUGUUGGCUGCAUCCGAGUUUUCUUUUUGUAUACCGCCCCGCUUUCACGAGAGAUAUGCCUCUACUUGCCCGUGGGGAUCGCUCCGCCACACAUUGCUCUUCAACCCUCGUGAAGGUGCUCUAUGCCCACAGUUGUCGAUUUAUACGGUCACCAGAUAUAGUGUGGAGCCCGAGUAAUCAUAGCGAGACGUUCCAGGACCUUACAGACCGUUUGAUGGCAGAAGCAAAGGCCUUGCUGGCCAUGGAAACCCUGAAUCCUCCUACUAUUCCUACAAUCCAAGCAUUACUUCAACAGUCGGCUCGGGAUGUUGCUUGUGGUCGGUCCUCCUCUGCGUGGCUAUAUUCCGGCAUGGCAUUUCGUAUGGCCAUUGAUCUUGGCCUACACGUUUCUCCCGACAAACUUCAACAAUAUUCCACCUCACUCUCAGCAGAGGACAUUGAGAUAAGAAAACGUCUCUUUUGGAGCUUAUACGCUUGGGACAAGCAUAUCAGCUUGUACCUAGGGAGGAUGCCAAAUUUCGUCAUGGGCGCUGAGAACGUAUCGUUGGAAUUUCUAGACGACUUCACCGACCAUGAUCCGUGGGUACCAUUUUACGGACCUGAUCCAAAGGCUGCAGAGCUCCCUCCAUAUCCCCCAACUCCGGGCCAUGUCAUGUCCUGCUUCACGGAGCUAUGCAAACUCUGCAAAAUUCUCACUCGGGUCAUGCUAGAACUCUAUAGCUCGCAGUCCGCCAGCCACUCGGCAAAGUCAGACCCCCGAAUGGCUUUAUUCAUGGAGAUCAAAAAGGAGCUUCAGGAUUGGCACUCGUCCUUGCCAUCGUUCCUACAUAUACCACGCAAUGACAUGCCUCAAUUGAGCCCACCGCCGCAUAUCACAUCCCUCAAUCUGAUGUAUCACAAUACCCUGAUUCUUCUUCAUCGACCGCAUGUUGCAGGCGGAGAGGUACCUUCCUCUGCUGCGAUCCGACAGAGCUGGAAGAUAUGUCGAGGGGCAACCACCGCGAUAUAUGAUCUUCUUAAAAUGUAUAUUCAUACUUUUGGAUAUCAUCAUAUCACAUACAUGAACAGUUACUGUACGUAUAUGGCUGCGACAACUGCCGUGUACCAACUAGAAACAUCGGAAGAAGGAUCACAGCCUUCACAAUCCCACCAAGCAACUUGGACAGAGUUGAAGUUUCUGUUAGACGUACUCCAGCGUACUGCUGCAGCUAUGCCCGGCCUGGACCGGAGUAUUGAGAUCAUUCGGACGCGGAUCAAAAGAAUUCUCGACCGCCAGGUUUCCAGUCAACUCGAUUCACUGUUUCCAGGUAGAAAGUCGAAGGAUCCCGACUAUGCACGGCCUACGAACGAUAUACCCCGACCCCAUACAGAAAGUGAAAGGGACUCAAGUAAUAUCUCCACUGGUUGCCCUGUUUAUGACUGGGGGAAUAAUAUGGGCACUGUCACGAAUGAGGAUCUGUGGCUUCCAGCAUUCCCCGCCCAAGACAUUUCUUACGGACCGGAAGUGAUGCUCGACGUACAGGAUGCUCUAAGUCCUCACACGCGGUCUGCUCUGAUGGGUUCAAAUCUUGAUCCUCAACUGCGACUUAAUCUUUCAGUAUCUGGUGAACAUACAAUGAGCUACAGCCCUUUUCCUAGUUCUUUGCUUGGCCAGCUUCCAGAGGCUCCAGCAGGAGACGCCGUUGCAACGUAUCAAACCAUUUAA
This is a messenger RNA of Penicillium arizonense, 2229 nucleotides long. RefSeq lists its product as uncharacterized. The transcript has a single exon. The coding region runs from base 1 to 2229 and encodes 742 amino acids. The record is from RefSeq and is a predicted model, not a curated record. Gene Ontology annotation, biological process: DNA-templated transcription; regulation of DNA-templated transcription. Gene Ontology annotation, molecular function: DNA binding; DNA-binding transcription factor activity, RNA polymerase II-specific; zinc ion binding. NCBI's taxonomy places the organism in Eukaryota, Fungi, Ascomycota, Eurotiomycetes, Eurotiales, Aspergillaceae.